UUUACAAAUGCCUCGUCUCAGCUAAAUCACGGGAAACUGUACCCAGAAUUAUCGGAGUGAAAGACUACUUCCACGGUGCUCGGAGCAAACGGAGCUAAUUUAAAGUUUAGUUCCUGACGAGGCCUAUCUGUGAAGGAAGGUUGGAGCCAUGUCAUUCAACUCCCCGAACAGACCCACCCAGAUGCAGCAAACGUUGAAAGAGGAGCGUGAAGCUAAGCGGGCUCAGCUGGAUGGAAGACAUGACUACAUCCUCAGUAUUGUGGCGUUAUGCGUCGGGCUGGAGAAGGCAGAUGUGGAAGAUGCCAUACUGGAAGGGAACCAGAUUGACCGCAUGGAGCAGUUUUUCAUGGCUGAUGGUCUUCCUCACCUAAUGCUCUUCUAUCAGGACACUGAACCAGUUGAAGGAGCAGCAGCCUCUGUGCCCGCCCAGCCUGUUGCUCAGCAGCCUGGUCACAGCGAGAAGUCCAAAGUGUUUGUAACAGAUGGGAAGGAUGUGGCACAGACCGGAGUGUGUCUCUUCUUUACCAGAGCCAAUACUUCAAAGGCAGUCACCUCUGAGAACAUACACAGAGAUGUAAAUCUCAAUAUGUUGGAUACAACAGAAGGAGGUCUUUUAAAAAGUGUGGAGCAGUUGUUCUCUGAGAUCCUCAUUCCCACACUGAAGAAGAUGAACCACGGUUGGGGGGAGGUGGCAAGUCCCCAGACCCAGGCUGUCAAACAGGACUUCAUAUCGUCAAUGGAAAGCUUUGUGUCUGUGUUGGCUGGAGCACAGGAGAGCCUUCAGGAAAGGGUUACAUUGAAAGAGUGUGACACCUUUGACUUGCGGCUCCUGAGGGGCCCAUCUGACUAUGUGUCAGCUGCCAGCAGCACAGAGACCGUAGAGAAGAUGAAGGCCUGCAUGAAAGUCUGGAUCAAACAGCUAGAACAGGUUUUAGCUGAGAGUGACCAGCUUAGAAAGGAGGCUGAUGACCUUGGCCCUCGGGCUGAAGUGGACCACUGGAAGAAACGGAUGACUCGCUUCAACUACCUUCUUGACCAGCUGAAGAGCCCUGAUGUCAAGGCUGUUCUGGGUGUGCUCUUGAUGGCCAAAUCUAAGCUCAUGAAGUCAUGGCGAGAACUGGAUGCCAGGAUCACAGAUGGUGUUAAUGAGGCCAAAGACAAUGUCAAGUAUCUCUGCAGCCUGGAGAAGUUUUAUGACCCGCUCUACAACAGCGACCCUGUAUCAAUGGUGGAUGCAAUCCCAGGUCUGAUCAAUGCCAUCAAGAUGAUUCACAGUAUUUCCCACUACUACAACACAUCUGAAAAGAUUACAUCACUUUUUGUAAAGGUAAUCUGCUAA
This is a messenger RNA of Archocentrus centrarchus (flier cichlid), 1339 nucleotides long. RefSeq names its product dynein heavy chain 5, axonemal-like. Bases 149 to 1339 code for a protein of 396 amino acids. Gene Ontology annotation, cellular component: axonemal dynein complex. The record is from RefSeq and is a predicted model, not a curated record. Gene Ontology annotation, biological process: microtubule-based movement. NCBI's taxonomy places the organism in Eukaryota, Metazoa, Chordata, Actinopteri, Cichliformes, Cichlidae. Gene Ontology annotation, molecular function: dynein light intermediate chain binding; dynein intermediate chain binding. The transcript has 9 exons.